Molecule: messenger RNA, 1683 nt
Organism: Funneliformis caledonium
Lineage: Eukaryota; Fungi; Glomeromycota; Glomeromycetes; Glomerales; Glomeraceae
Source: the annotation of a GenBank genome assembly
CAAAUGGAAAAAGUAGCUAGCGUUGAAGCGUAUCCAUCUAGUCGAGCGCAGUCAUUCACAGCAGACGCUUGUGCAGGGGAUUCUCCCACAGAUAUACAAGCGACUGACGAAGAUCCCCGUCCGACGAGAUUCUUUAUGCAAUACCAUUACCGCCGUAAGAAUUCUGGUUUUCGUGAUUAUAAGUUACGAUUAGAUGAAGCAUUACAAGAUGACCCAUAUUCAAAAAAAUUAUCAAGUUUAAAAAGGAAAUUGGAGGCUUACGAGUAUAGGGAAGACUGGGAGAGCUACGAGGAUGAGAGACGAAACCGAAAAGCUGAUAAAAAAGUAAAGAAAACGAAACUUGAAGCACAUAUCAACUUUCACGGUCAGUUAGAUAAAAGGCUUACGAAGAAGAGUCAAACCGAUGGAAAUCAAACCAACAAUAUAUCGGUGCCUCAAUCGACGGAAUUUACUGAUAUUAUUCAUAAGACCGGAGAAGAUCAGGCUCAAGUUCGGUUUAAUAAUGAUAAUACAGGUCUUUUUAAUGACUUAGAUGUCGAUAACGAAGGUAACGAAAGAAAUGACGAAAUUGAGGAUAUUGUCGAAACGAAUAUUAAUAACGUUCUAGGUUCGCUUAAAAAUUUUGCGUCUGAGGAUAAAUCAAGUAUACUGGAAAAUUUGGAAAAUCGGUUGGCUACUGCAUACAAGGUUGUUUCCCACUUUGAUAGACAAUUUCCGUACACGAAAGAACUCUACAAUACAUUCCCCGAUCAAAUGAAAACAAUGGAGAAUGAAUGGGAAAAGGUUGAAACCAAUAUCCAAAAAACAAUCGAAGAAAGAUGGAAUGUAUCUAAAACGAAAGAACUUGUAGAUAAGUACUAUAAGAUAAUAGUAGAUCAUUUUGACGAAUUUUUGGAUGUUGAUCACGAGAAGCUUAUUAUGGUGUUCAGUAAACCUCCCUAUGAUGAUUUUUCUUAUAAACGUGACGAUGAAUUGAUUUGGUGUCAGAGAAUAUUUAUUGAUUUGACUCGACAAUUUCUACGUAAUAGAGGUGCUCUAUUUGAUAAAGAAGCCUCUGAGCUUCGCUAUCGUUCGGAAAUUGUGAAUCCUUUGCUUGCGGGGGCAUUUGAAAUGAUUGAACGUUCUAUAUGGCUUGAAACCGGAGAAAUUGAGAACGAAAUACAAAAAGUGCAACGGAAUGAUACUAAGGAAGAUAAUGAGCGGUCAAAACUUGGAAUGAAACAUGAUGGUGUGAUCAAUAUGAUAAUACACGGAAAGAAAUAUCAAGUCGGAUUUCUUGAGGUCGUAGGCAAUGCCUUUAACAAUGACAUAACUGAUAGGAAUAUUGACUUAGAGAAAUUAUAUAAAGCAAUGUCAUUAUCAUUGUGGAAUCAACGUGCACAUCUCGAUAAUGAAACUUCGCAACAAUUAUCAACUCUUGCUGUAUUAGUCCAUGGGAAAUUUUUUAAUUUCUUAAGCAUGCAUUACAUUAAUAAUGAGUUUGUGGUUAAGAAUUAUGAUGAUUUCAUAUUACCAACAACAAAUGAAUGUCUGGUGAGAAUACCUAAAAUAAUAGAAACGAUUGCCAAAUUCAAGAUAAGAAUUAUGAUGUAUCAUCGAGAACAUAUGGCUAGUUUCCACAAAGUAGUGCGUUCGCCAAGUGAUAAUCCACCCAAUGCUUCACCACAAAAGAAGAGACAAUGA